AUGCAUCUGUCUGUCCAUACUUGGAUGAGGCCUGAGCCUUUGGAAGUCAGCCUCAAGCGCGCCUCCGAGCUCGGCUACACCAGCAUCGAACUCGCGGGGGAGCCCGGUCUCUACCGUAUUGAAGAAACCAGGCAAUUGCUCCAGAAAUACGGGAUCCAGUGCUGGGGAACCGUGACGAUCCAGCAGGGAGAGCGAGACUUGAUCGCUGCCGACCCACAGCAGCGGAGAGCCACAAUCGAGUACAUGAAGGAGGUAGUCCGGUUAUCCAAGGGGCUGGGUGGGGAAAUCACCACGGUCGUGCCUGGCAGAGUAGGCAAGUUGAUUGCUACCUCGACCCCGGAGAAUGAGUGGCGAUGGGCCGUCGAGGGCCUGAAAGAGGUGGCGGCGCUUGCCCAGGAGCUCGGCAUCAAAGUCGGCAUCGAACCGCUCAACCGCUUUGAGACGUACUUCCUGAACCGGACGGACCAGGCGCUGGCUCUCGCCGACGAGGUCGGGUACGGCUGCGGCGUCACGUUCGACCCCUUCCACCUCGCCAUCGAGGAGCGAGAUCUGCUAGCCGCCGUCCGGGCCUGUGGGCCGCGCAUCGUCGACUUCCACGUCGCGGACAACAACCGCCUGGCUGCCGGCGAGGGAUCGUUCGACUGGGACGGCAUUGUGGCUGCGCUGGCCGAGACGGGCUACGACGGCGGCCUGGCGGUUGAGUGCAUGCCGCCCAUCGACCGCUCACCGGUGGGCGAGUUUGGCGCCAGCCAGCUGGAGCAGGGUGAUGCCGAUGUGCACGCGGACCACCUGCAGUUCAUUGUCGAUCACGGUUCGGGUUUGUUCUCCGAUGCGUACUACACCGGCCAGCUUAGCAAGUCGGCGGAGACGAUGCGGCGAUACGUUCAUUGA
Molecule: messenger RNA, 891 nt
Organism: Thyridium curvatum
Lineage: Eukaryota; Fungi; Ascomycota; Sordariomycetes; Thyridiales; Thyridiaceae
Exons: 1
Coding region: 1-891 (296 amino acids)
Source: RefSeq, a predicted model, not a curated record